AGGAACAAGCACAACCAUCCAACUGGAAAAGACCGCGACCCCAACCCCGGCCCCGGCCCCGCUCGGUAAUUAUGCGUGAGGCUAAUUCUCCCCUGCCCCUCUCGCGGAAUACAGAAGAAAACUGCGACGCAUGGUAAUGAGACGAGGAGCUAAACUCGCCUCAUCAAAUUCUUAAUUUAAGCAGGAUUUGCUUAAUUCUCAAAGUAUGCAGGAGCUCACGCAGGUUGUCAGCUACAUCGUCAGAGGGAGAAUGGUUCACCUCCGCUCGGUGGUUCUGUAGAGCAUUUCGCACAACGCACGUCGAUUGCGGUGCUGCCGGUUGAGGAAGAUGAAGAUUUUUCACAGCAUGCUUCUUCUCCUGCUCUUGGGUGUUUGGUUGCGUCCAUCCAACUCGGAUUUCGUUUCUGCCGAUUCGUGUCCAGAUCGUGACGAUGUGGAAUUAAAUCAGGCGUUCGGCGGAAUAAACCACCUUAAGCCUAAAGAUGCUCAAAACAAAUACAUCAAAGUGGUGGAGCCUACACUUGCUCCAAUUCACCUAUAUGAUUUACCAGGUUAUACCAGAAGCGUUUAUGAACGGGACUAUGCUCUCAUUACUCCUGAGAGUCAAGUUUUCUCGCCUAUCAGUGGCUGGAUCAACAGCCUUGCUGCGUUUCUCAUAACUCCCGCCAUGGGUUCACAUUUCUCCAUGUACUUUGUCAAGUUUCAGGGGAACUCUUCUGCUGCUCAACCUUCCAAGGGAGUGGAGAGGUUUGUGUUUGUAGUCGAUGGUCAGAUACAACUCUCUUGUGAAGGACAGAAUCAUCUUAUUCAGGCGGAUGGAUAUGCUUAUGUGCCUCCUGGUACAAUCCAUGAGAUUCGAUCAGAUGGAUCCUCCAUGCUGCUCAUUUACGAGCGCAGGUACUCCAACGAAGUAGGUUUAAAACCAGAACUGAUAGUGGGCGUGACGGAUGUGCAGCCCCUUCUGGAUACUCCCGGGGAGGUUUUUGAGCUUCGGAAGCUGCUUCCUACAAAUGGCGUAUAUGAUUUCAAUAUCCACAUCAUGGACUUCCAACCGGGAGAAUAUCUGAAUGUUAAGGAAGUACAUUACAACCAGCAUGGUCUUCUACUUCUCGAAGGACGGGGGAUUUACCGACUUGGAAAAGAUUGGCAUCCCGUUCAAGCGGGUGACGUGAUUUGGAUGGCACCUUAUGUUCCGCAGUGGUAUGCUGCUUUAGGUCGAACUAGAUCACGAUAUAUUAUUUAUAAAGAUGUCAAUAGAGAUCCACUUCUGCAUCCGCACUGACCUAGAACGCCGGAAAUUCAGAGAACCUUUGUUCCACUUUUGUCAAAAUUGCCAAAUGCGGAAGGCUGCAAUCUUACAUGGAACACCAUGCACUUGUGCUCAUGAUGCUCUUUUUUCUGUAUAGUGACUGCUAGGUUGUACCUUAGAAACGUAGCUGCUUUUAAGCUUGAAAAGAAGCCGCGAGACAGUUUUUUCUCUGGCUGUCCUAAUCCUCUACCUUGAACUUUGUAAUGCAAUUCUCAAGCUCUGUAGUAUAGUUCCUCUUCAAGUUUCAAAACUCAGAUAUUCAUUCUGAGCUUGUGUCGAAAGAAGGGAGAGCAAAGGAGUUUCCUUUUCAUUUUGUUCUUCUUUCAUCAUGAUAAUUCUUACAAGUGAAGGCAGUCAUUGGCUAUUUCCGAUGUACUGACGGCAGAAAGUGCUUUUAACGGAAAGGAUCUCACAACCGAAAGGGCUAAAGGU
Molecule: messenger RNA, 1741 nt
Organism: Marchantia polymorpha subsp. ruderalis
Lineage: Eukaryota; Viridiplantae; Streptophyta; Marchantiopsida; Marchantiales; Marchantiaceae
Source: the annotation of a GenBank genome assembly